UGCCGCUUGACGCUGCUGUUGUGUGUUAGCGUAGCUUCGCUGCGCAACUGCGGUUAUCAUGUCUUUCCAUCUGCGCUUCGUGUUUCUCCGGGACGGACUACAUGGAUAACUUUGCCCCAUGUGUCGUCCGACAGUUCGGCGUCAUUUGACGGUGACGAGGCUGCCGCCGAGGAGCACAGCGGGCGUCCUUGUGAUUGGAGGGUUAGCCGCUUAGCCGCGCUCCAGCGUCAGACUGCAGGAUGGCCGCUCCUUUUAAGAUUCCCCGGAAGAAAGACACCGCAGAUUCCUCCCGCAUGCACGUGCAGUCGCCGCUGUCCCGCCUCCACAGCCCCUACUCUCAUCCUCAGGGUUAUGAGGACCAAUCUGGUCGAGGUGUCAGGAUGCAUGCUGGGAAAGCCGAGGGUUCCUCUUCAGACACACAGAGGGCGCCGCGCCAGCCGCCCCUCCCUGACUUCAUGAAGUCGCUCUUCAGAUUCAACGGAACAGGCGGUGGCAGAGGUACUGCAGCCAAUCACAGAGCACCUCAAGGCCCAAGUGGCCCAUCACAGCAGAGAGGACGGUCUGAGUCAUCAUUCUCAAACGGGUGGCGCCCAAAGAGAGCGUCAGACCGACUGCUGUCUCCGGAGAGGGAGAAAUCUGCACCCUCAGGAGCCCCGAUGGACAGAGUCCUCUCUGUUGACGCCGUCGACUCACUGGCUGCGUUGAGAGGAGCAAAGCAUACUGGGAGUUCUUCAAAAGAUGACCAAAAGAAGUGGGGCGCUGCCUUGGAUGAGAACAGCUCGUCUGAGGACGACUUCCGGUCUCCGCCACGACCCUCCUCCUCCUCCUCCGUCUCCAUGACGACCGGCGGCGGCGGCAGCAGCCUGCUGCUGGAGGACGUGAGGGAGCGACAGCGAGCCCGCUGGCAGGAGUUUAGAGAGAAGAGGGACAGGAGGAGCCAUUCCGGCGCCCCCAAGCACAAACGCAGGCCCAGCGAGCCGAUUGUUCUUUCCAGUGAAGACGAGGACAAAGACACGACGACGCCGAGCGGCCGGCCGAGCGGCGCACAGCGCUCGUCCAAGGCUCUGAAGUCGUCGAGUUUUCCGGCAGCGGCGCCGACCUUCCUGCAGCUCGACUUCCUGUCGCUUCACAUCGGCCCGAUGGACGCCAGCGCCAACGGAACCGUGACGAUCAGCGAGAGCGGCAUCACAAUUCCUCUGAAAGGGUCGGAGGAGGCGGAGGAGGUGGAGGUCACUGUGGUGGCGUCUCAGCUCCGGGGCUACGGCGUCUGGGACGGGGGCGUGGUCAGGGACCGGCCUCUGCUGGCGGCCUGGAAAGGCCCCGCCCCCUCGCUGCUGUUCCUGUGGGUGACGAGCGCCCAGGCCAACGUGCUGCAGAGAGAGCUGGUCACUGCGUGGAGCGACGGCGCAGCCGGCAUCAGGGAAACGGCAGCAGGUCCUCCCUGCUGCUUCCUGCUGCUGGUGCUGAAGGAGCAGCUGCAGGAGCUGCAGGCGGCUCUUCUGGCCUCCAUCCUGGACAUGAGGGAGUACCAGAGGGGCCGCUCCUCGUCCUCCUCCUCCUGCGGGGGUCCGGACUCCCCUCUGGACUGGGCCGGCGGCCUCCUGCUGCUCCACAGCAGUCUGUCUCCUCUGGACCAGCACCUCCUCAGACUCCUGGGACACUCGACGUCAGAAGAGACGAGCGGCGGCCAGAAGACUCGCUCGGCUCUGCAGACGCUUCCGACCAGGCUGAUCCAGUACCCCAAGGCCCCGUGCAAAGGCCGGAUCACCGUGACCCGGGAGGACCUGGUUUGUCUGAACCACGGCGAGUUCCUCAACGAUGUCAUCAUCGAUUUCUACCUCAAGUACCUCCUGCUGGAGGGCGCGGGCGGCGCGGUGGCUGAGCGGAGUCACGUCUUCAGCUCCUUCCUCUACAAGCAGCUGAGCAGAGGGCGAGGGCCCGGCGAGGACGACGCCCCCUCCGUCCCCGACCGUCGAAUGAGACAUCAGCGCGUCAAGACGUGGACGAGACACGUGGACAUUUUUGCCAAAGACUUCCUGUUUGUCCCCGUCAACCAGGCAGCUCACUGGUUCCUGGUGGUGGUCUGUUUUCCGGGUCUGCAGGAGUCUCGAUAUGAAGACUUUGAGCGACCGUCCAGACAGUCUAAUGGAGGUUCAGAGAGCAGAGUGCAGCAGCAGCAGCAGCAGCUUCCGGAGUGCACGAUGCAGGGAUGCGCCAGAGACACGGUGUUGAAGAGGCCGUGCAUCCUGGUCAUGGACUCCCUGAAGCUGUCGUAUCACCGGACCGUCUGCAAACUCAUCAGAGACUACCUGCAGGUGGAGUGGGACGUCCGCCGCCGCACGCCCAGACUGUUCACCGAGGAGACCAUGAGAAGCUGCAGCUGCAGAGUUCCCCUGCAGGACAACAGCAGCGACUGCGGCGUCUACCUGCUGCAGUACACACACAGCUUCCUGCAGAACCCCGUGGUGCACUUUGACCUCCCGCUGCGACUGGACGGCUGGUUUCCGCGGCAGUGCGUGCGGCAGAAGCGUGAGGAGAUCCGCAGUCUGAUCCUGAGACUGAAGGAGGAGGCGGACAGGAAGUGACGCCCCCUGUACAUAGCUUUAUACAAUAAAUGGAAUUAUUUAUUUUA
Molecule: messenger RNA, 2632 nt
Organism: Salarias fasciatus (jewelled blenny)
Lineage: Eukaryota; Metazoa; Chordata; Actinopteri; Blenniiformes; Blenniidae
Gene: senp7b
Product: SUMO specific peptidase 7b
Exons: 22
Coding region: 240-2585 (781 amino acids)
Biological process (GO): proteolysis; protein desumoylation
Cellular component (GO): cytoplasm; nucleus
Molecular function (GO): SUMO-specific endopeptidase activity
Source: RefSeq, a predicted model, not a curated record